UUGAGAAAAAUCAAGGGACGUGAAAUUAACUUAGAGAAACAGCAAGACAAUUUGAAGAAUCAUUCCAGAAAAUUAAAUAUUAUCCUCAAGAAAACUCCAAGGGAAAAGGAAGAUGAUGAAUGUAAUAAAUCUGAGAGUAGUUUUACUCCACAGCCAACCAAUAAAUGUGAUCAGCUGGAAGGGUACCCAGAUCUUACUGAAGAUCAGAAAAUGUCAAAUGCCCCAAAGCCUUACAAAUGCAAUGAAUGUGGGAAGACCUUCAGUCGAAUCUCGUACUUUAAUGGGCACAAGAAGAUUCAUGAUCCAGAGAGAUCUUUCAUUUGUAAUCAUUGUGGGAAGGACUUCCCAAGGCCCUACAAACUUACCGUACACCAAAGGGUACAUACUGGAGAGAAGCCUUAUAAGUGUAAUGAAUGUGGAAAGUCCUUCUCCCAGGGCUCAUCCCUUACCCUACAUCAAAAGAUUCACAGCGGAGAGAAGCCUCAUAAAUGUAACGAGUGUGGGAAUACCUUCAGCCAGCGCUCAACACUUAUGGCCCAUCAGAAGAGACAUACCGGAGAGAAGCCCUAUCAAUGUCAUCAAUGUGAGAAGGCCUUCAGCCGCAGCUCAAGUCUCAGUGUGCAUAAGAGGAGUCAUACGGGGGAGAAGCCCUAUCCGUGUAAUGAAUGUGGGAAGGCUUUCAGCCAAACCUCAUCCCUUACUGUGCACAAGAAGAUUCAUACUGGAGAGAAGCCGUACAAGUGCAACAUAUGUCAGGUGGCCUUCAGGGAAAGCUCAGCCCUGAAUGUACACAGGAGGUUACAUACUGGGGAGAAGCCUUACCAAUGUAAUCACUGUGGAAGGGCCUUCAGUCAGUCCUGCAGCCUCGCUGUCCACAAGAGAAUACACACUGGAGAAAAGCCUUAUAAAUGUAAGGAGUGCGGCAAGGCCUUCUGUGAGAGCUCAUCCCUUAGUACACACCGGAAGAUUCACACUGGAGAAAAGCCUUAUAAAUGUGAUGAAUGUGGCAAGGCUUUCAGCCGCAGUAAAACCCUUCACACCCAUCAGAAGACUCACAGUGCAGAAAAAUCUCAUAAAUGCGAUCAGUGUGAAAAGUCCUUUCACUUCAGCUCAUACCUGGCUGCGCACAAGAAGAUUCAUACUGGAGAGAAACCUCAUCAAUGUAAAGAAUGUGGGAAGGCUUUCAGACAAACCACAGCCCUUACUGUACAUCAGAGGAUUCAUACUGGAGAAAGACCCUAUAAGUGUAACCAGUGUGAGAAGGCCUUUCACCGCAGCUCAUACUUGGCUGUCCACAAGAAGAUUCAUACUGCAGAGAAGCCUCACCAGUGUAAUCAAUGUGGAAAGGCUUUCAGAACCUCCUUGAACCUUGUCGUCCAUCAGAGGAUUCAUACUGGAGAGAAACCAUAUCAAUGUAGUGAAUGUGGGAAGCUCUUCACCCAGAGCUCCAACUUUACCUUACAUCAGAGAAGUCACGCUAGAAUGAAACCUUAUGAAUCUAAUUAA
This is a messenger RNA of Phascolarctos cinereus (koala), 1506 nucleotides long. The record is from RefSeq and is a predicted model, not a curated record. Lineage: Eukaryota; Metazoa; Chordata; Mammalia; Diprotodontia; Phascolarctidae.